ACUAUUUCUGAAUUUUCGAUUAUUUUGAUUGGCAACACCUAUAAGACUUUCAUCAUGUGACGUUUUCAAAAUAGGCAGGCAAAGAAAAAUGAUAACACAGCUUGGAAAAGAUAUUUACAACGCCCAAUAUCGCGUAUUAGACCACAGAGUAUUUGUUAAUGGUGAAAUAGAAGCAUUUCUUAAUAAUUUCGAAGCACAGCGUAACGAUUCUGAAAUAGAAUCUCUAUUUAAAGUGACAGAAACUGUAGGUGCACUCAAAUACGAAAUAUCUGAUAGAUGCAUUAAUCUAGGAGCUGCUAAUUUGAAGGAAAUUACAACAGAACUUAAAAAUCUGUUAGAGAAAGUGGAUACUUUAGUAAAUGAAUUACAAAAACCAAAUGAGCCCAGCGAUAGUUUAAAAGAAGCCCGUUUAAAUAGAGCCCAACGUAAAGAAGACAUUAACAAACAACUUGAACAUAAUUAUCAACGAGUGGAAAACUCCUUUGCUGUAAAGGAAGAAGAAAUUGCAGAAUUGUAUACAGAUUUACAAUUAAAACUUAAUAUACCCAAGUAGUUAUUU
This is a messenger RNA of Calliphora vicina (urban bluebottle blowfly), 559 nucleotides long. It is a transcript of the gene Muted, whose product is annotated as muted. The transcript is spliced from 3 exons. Gene Ontology annotation, cellular component: transport vesicle; BLOC-1 complex. The record is from RefSeq and is a predicted model, not a curated record. Lineage: Eukaryota; Metazoa; Arthropoda; Insecta; Diptera; Calliphoridae. Bases 89 to 553 code for a protein of 154 amino acids.